Molecule: messenger RNA, 700 nt
Organism: Leptinotarsa decemlineata (Colorado potato beetle)
Lineage: Eukaryota; Metazoa; Arthropoda; Insecta; Coleoptera; Chrysomelidae
Source: RefSeq, a predicted model, not a curated record
UCGAAAAAUUGGAUUUGAAGACAGUCCACCUCAGGAAUUGACAGAAACACACGUUAAAUUUUGCUCCAGCUCUCAAAAUGGAAGUCAUCCUCCUUGGUCCAAACGUUCCCUUAAAAAUGUGUAUGUUACUGGCUAAGGAAAGACAAAUGAAAGUUCUGAAGUAUUACGAUCCUGAUUCGACUCACAAUAUUACGCUUAUCAUCACGUUCAUCGUACUGACCAUAUGUCAUUAUUUCGGAGCAAUUGGACUUAUUGCAGCUUACUGUUUGUCAUGUAUCAUUCGCUGGAGAAAAAACGAAAUAGUCGAUGGUGACAAAUUUAUCGAUGAAUAUCUGUCAAACGAUAAAAGAUUGGAGUUAGCAAACAAAGUUUAUAUGAAACCUGUACCAAGAGGCAGCGCAGAAGAUAAUUUUGCCGCCCUAUCACAAGCCGACAAAAGAGAACUAUCGAUAUUAAUCAAGGAAUUCCUCAAACGAAAUGUAUGGAACGUUUUGAUCCUAGAACAGAUUCAAUUUCCUGAGAAAUGGGAAAAAGAUUUAAUAAAAAAAAAGACUGAAUCGAUCUGAAUUUUGAAAUAUAAAUGUUUGUCAAUUUAUCUGUUUAAUCGAUUCCAAAAGAAGAUACGAUGGAAUUUAAAUUUUUUUGUGAAGUACUUCCUUUAGAUUUUUAAUUAAAAUUUGAUCCGCAAUAUUAUCACGAA